AUGGCUCGUCAGAAGAAAGCAAGUACCCUGGCUCUGGACAAGGCAUCCACCAACAUUGCAGCCGCCCAGAUGCGCAAUGCUCUGAAUCGACUUGCGGACCAAAUUGAGGACAAGAAGGAGCGGGACAGCUUCGAGUUUGAAAUGGACAACUUCUUCUCGAUGUACCAACGCUAUCUGCUGUCCACCGUGAGCGGCGAUAAACUCGAUUGGGACACUGUUGCUACGCCCAAACCCGAGCAGGUCGUGCAGUACGGCGAGCUUGUCAAGAAUUCGGCUCGGGACGGCGCCAAGUACUUGGACAAGUUGGCCGUGCUCAAGCUGAACGGUGGCCUCGGCACAUCCAUGGGCUGCGUCGGUCCCAAGUCCAUUAUCGAAGUCCGCGACGGCAAGACAUUCUUGGAUCUCAUGGUGCGCCAGAUCGAGUAUCUCAACUCGGAGCAUGGCACCAAUGUUCCGUUCAUUCUCAUGAACUCUUUCAACACUGACGAUGAUACUAGCACUAUCAUUGAAAAGUACCGUGGCCGAAACAUCGAUAUCAGGACCUUCAAUCAGUCGCGGUUCCCCCGCAUCAACCGGGACACGCUGCUGCCUCUGCCCGACUCGCCCAGCGAUCCGGUCGAUUCGUGGUACCCUCCCGGUCACGGUGAUCUGUACGAGAGCGUUUUGCGUACCGGUAUUCUCGAUGAGCUUCUCGAACAAGGCAAAGAGGUUCUGUUUGUAUCCAACGGUGAUAACCUCGGGGCCACCGUGGACACUGAGAUUCUCAAGCACAUGGUCGAGAGCGGAAGCGAGUACAUUAUGGAGCUGACAGACAAAACCCGUGCCGAUGUCAAGGGUGGUACGUUGAUUGACCACAAUGGCAAAGUUGAGCUGCUUGAAAUUGCCCAGGUGCCCAAGGAGCACGUGGAGGACUUCAAGUCGAUCAAGAAGUUCAAGUACUUCAACACCAAUAAUCUGUGGAUCGAUCUGCGUGCCAUGAAGCGCAUUCUCGAGAACAACGAGCUCGAGAUGGAGAUCAUUGUAAACCCCAAGUCAAUCAGCCACGGCGGCCAUGAAACAAACGUGCUGCAGCUCGAGACUGCAGUGGGUGCUGCAAUCCGCUACUUCCGUAACUCGCGCGGUAUUAAUGUUCCCCGUACCCGCUUCUUGCCCGUCAAGACCUGCUCUGAUCUGCUCGUGGUCAAGAGCGAUUUGUACACUUUAGAUCACGGAUCUCUGUCGAUUGAUCCCCGCCGGUUCGGAGGUGCACCCUUGAUCAAGCUCGGCCCUCACUUCAAGAAGGUCAGCAAUUUCCAAGAACGGUUCCCGCAGAUCCCCAAGAUCCUCGAACUCGAUCACCUCACAGUGACCGGUAAUGUCUUCUUUGGCCGCAACGUCGAGCUCAAGGGAACGGUUAUCGUGGUGUGCGAGGAGGGAAACAAGAUCCAUGUUCCCAAUGGCUCGGUGCUGGAAAAUGUCGUCAUUACCGGCUCUCUCUCGAUUCUGGAGCAUUAA
Molecule: messenger RNA, 1494 nt
Organism: Wickerhamiella sorbophila
Lineage: Eukaryota; Fungi; Ascomycota; Dipodascomycetes; Dipodascales; Trichomonascaceae
Product: UTP--glucose-1-phosphate uridylyltransferase
Exons: 1
Coding region: 1-1494 (497 amino acids)
Biological process (GO): UDP-alpha-D-glucose metabolic process; glycogen metabolic process
Cellular component (GO): cytoplasm
Molecular function (GO): UTP:glucose-1-phosphate uridylyltransferase activity
Source: RefSeq, a predicted model, not a curated record